This is a messenger RNA of Physcomitrium patens, 2665 nucleotides long. Lineage: Eukaryota; Viridiplantae; Streptophyta; Bryopsida; Funariales; Funariaceae. The record is from RefSeq and is a predicted model, not a curated record.
CUUGUUAGAAGGCCAUCAAACAAAAUCUCUACAAAAACUACUAUCCAAAAAAAUCUUGUCAAAAUAAUUCCAAUAAAAAAACAAUUUUCGAAAAUCUUUUGAAGCAAAUUAUUGUGAAACCAAACAACAAAAUUCAAAUCUUGCAAAGACAACAAAAGUCUCAUCAACUCAUAUUAUUCCUACGUCUUGUUUACACAAUCCCGUUUUACAAACCUUCUCAUGUCUUGACACUAAGUUUCAAUCGAAUUUAGGGCUAGGGUUUGGUGUGGAGCACGACUUGUGGCGUUUCGAACAGGCAGUCGUCGUCGCAAUGCGAUGAAGCGCACCGUUGCAACGGAGCUUGGGGGACGAAGGCUUCGUCGUCAGGGUUCAGAAGCCUUGAUGCCGCACUCGCAAUCUUAUAGACCCUCCGAGUUAUGGCGGAGAAAGCCGCGGAAGUGUCCAAGUCGGUGGCGUUGUUCGUUGCGGCGGGGCUGUGUGAGAUCGGAGGAGGCUGGCUGGUGUGGAAGUGGCGCCGCGAGUGCUGGCACUGGGGCUACUUCGUGGUGGGCAGCGCCGUGCUGAUCGUCUACGGGAUUCUCCCGACGCUGCAAUCGCAAUCUUUCGGACGCGUCUAUGCCGCGUAUGGCGGUUUCUUCAUCCUGCUGUCCUUCUUGUGGGCGUGGGCAUUCGACCACCAGCAGCCCGAUCGCUGGGACCUCAUCGGGUCUGCAAUCGCCCUCGGUGGAGUUUGCGUCGUCAUGUUCACGCCGCGGAUAACUCACGACGCUCCUUCUCCCGCUCCUUCUAUCCCUCCUUAUCCCGCCUGAUCGCGUCUUCGGCCUUCGUGAAGCCGCGGAUUCUACCGCCCGCUCCGGAAUCAGUUGAGGUCCCCUACUGAUGCCUCCACUCCUCGGUGUUUUUUUAAGACUCUAGCAGUGGGGCGUGCCGAAAAGCCGUUUAUUUCUCUCAUGGAUUCGCAUUUUCUCGCUGCGGGGUUCAAGCGUGAGCUGCUGUGAACGUGAAUUGGUGGUAGCUUUGAAAAUUCGUCAACCUGUCUCGUAUCUCAUGAAAGGAUCACAGUUUCUCAUACCAAUGGGGCUUCAGCGAAGAGCGAGUUAAGUGCCGGAGCUGGCAUGUGCAUCCCUGUGUCGGAGAACGCAACUCAAUGCAGUACAUUGAUUUUGUUUGUGUGUGCACGCGCGCAUACACACAGCAUCGAAGAAACAAAUCGUUUGAUUAAAUAAGGAUUGAGCACUUUUUUAAAGGUAAGUGCAACGAACAGUGCCUCAGUUUUCACAUGAAGAAGGUUUAGUUGGGUAUAUAUUCUCACUUGUGGUUACAUUACACUCAGGAUCUGCAAAAAUAGCCUACUCUGAACCCAAAAAUGAUUCCCAAGUACGGUUAAAGAGAAGAAAAAACAGAAAGUAAGAAAGGAAGAAAGAGAAAAAAAACUUUGUCCUAUUGUACAAGCAAAGACAGAAUCUCAGACCAAUGAGUUUGACCUCUUACCAAGGGUCACUGCAGGAUGCUUAAGCGACACAAACGAGGCAACGAAAGCUUGGGAUGGUCAGUACUGAAAACCAUGGACCAGGAAAUGUAGAAUCAAACACAGUGUUGCCAGUUCGAGCUUCGACUGAAACCACGGGUCUCCCAUCUGCAGAUUCUGAUUGCUACUGUAGCAGUUCGGGUUGGAGCAAAAAGUGUGCCACCGAAGCUGUGGCAUGCAAUGAAGGAUAAGAAGGGAACAGAUGACGCGGCCAUCACUAGAAUUAAUGAGCAGAAGAUACUAGUGACAGGAAGCACACGAAGCUUACGAAACCUAUUAUGGACCCAAGUUUACUUACAGGGAUAAUCUUGCCAGCUCGAUUCGAGUCGGCUCACUGAACCAGCGGCUAACAUCUCUUACGAGGCGAAAAUAAAAAUGAGGGUUAACGUCACUAUAUCACCCUUUUCGCAUCAUGCAAACGAAUCUCAGUACUUGUAAGGUUAUUCGAUGCAACCCCGUCGACAACCUCCCCACCAGUGUCACAAAACUGUACCUUGUAAUGUCUAUCCUGUUACCGUGGGUUUCAUCGAGCUCUUUGUGUUUGCAUUGCAAGAUACAGUGAAAGGAACUACUACUGGAAGCGUGUAGAUGCUGGUUUCAUGAGAAACUCUGCAAUAUAUAGCAGAUAUCUGAGAGAAAGUAACAAGCCGACGGCGCAAUUUUCCACUUGGUUUCUGUCAUGUGCUCAAAUUCUGUGUGGCGAUAGAGAGGAAGUUCAUUGCAUGGAAUCCAUUUCAAGGAUAACAACUUGGUCAGUACAGGAUUCAGAAAUGGCACUGUUAAGAUAUGUACUGAGGGAAGGGUUCAGUUGAAAGAAGGCUUAACCUAUUCCAACUUCAUCAGAAUCUGGCAACGUUGUGCUCACUAUUAUUGUGCCUUCAACAAUAAACCUUUCAAUAUAAAUCCUUGUUCUCAAACAAUUAAGAGUGGAACAUGACAAGGUUAUUUCUACAUCAUGAAUUUCAUUUUAAAUGACUAUAUAGGAAUAUCAAGAGGAGCACAAAUAGAAAGACAUACAUUCUAGAUGAUUAUUAUUUGAUUUUGUUAGACAUCUUAAUUUAGAAAGAGGAAAGAUAAACAUUCAAAAUAUUUUUUUGAAGAUGAAACUGCUUAAGAUUAAUCCUGAAAAGAUUGGUA